AUGAGCUGAUUGAGUCAGUUGGAGUCUUCACUGCGAACAGACGUCAGAUUCUUGUAAAAUCUUCAGGGAUCGUUCUGACCGAAGCAGCUGCAGCGAUGAGACAGGAAAAAAGCAGCAGCGAUGAGGGAUGUGGUUCAGAUCCAGGAGAUGUGCCUCAUCUUUCUGAGGGAAUGUCCCAGCGGCGCCCUGCAUCUGCACGAGUUCAAGAAGAUCUUCGGCGUUCAGAGCAGCUCGCCGGAGGACUCCCUCUUCCUCGAGACCAUCUUCCGCUCCUUCGACACAAACCAGGUGAAGGAUCGACAAACGCUGGACUUCAUCGAGUACGUCGCCGCCCUUAACUUGAUCUUAAGAGGAAAUCUGGAAGAUCGUCUCAAAUGGUCCUUCAAGAUGUACGACCGGGAUGGGAACGGAAAGCUGGACCGGAGUGAGGUGAAGCGGCUCAUAAGGGUGAGGAAAACCUGUGUGACCCAAAAAGCGAAAGUGGGUCUGACUCCGUCCCAGAUCUGUGAUCGGAUCUUUGACCUCGUUGACGACAACAACGACGGUGAGAUCACCCUGAGUGAGUUCAUGGAGGGGGCCAAAAAGGACCAGUGGCUCAUGGACCUCCUCAACCUGGACGUCAACACCUCCGGCUGGGUGAUGCAGAACUGCAGAAAGCUCCCAUGAUGCCUUGCAGUGAGAGCAGCGUCUUCAGGAACUGUUCCUUUGGUUUAAACGAGUCGCCCUGCGGUUCUGAUCCGCCUCGAGGCUGAGGUUCUGCUGGGCCGGUCCGAUAGACGGCGAGUGAUUUCUGUCAUCAGAUACAUGAACAGCUAAAUAUCCACAUUCAUCAGAUUUCAUUCUCCAUAGAUUCGUUUGGAUAUUUACGGUUAUUUUCAGAUCUUCAUUCACUGAAGUCAUUUUAACACUUUUUAAGUUCCUCUGAGGUUCAGACUGAAACGUUUCCAAACUUGUUGCAUCCUAGAAGCUGCGGAUGUGAAGGAGGGCGCAGGGAUCCCAAACUCAGUGACUUUCACCUCGACUAAAACUCCAAAACCCGACAAGGAGCAGAAAAGCAAACAUUUCAGUUCUGACGUCUGACAGACGCUGCUCUUCACUCAUUAAAACCAGACGACCAAACUUAGUAGACUAAUAAAAAUGAUUUAUUGUACAAAUUUUCAUGUUUACACAGACAUUUGCAAAGCUUUGGAUCCAUCGUUAUUAUAACACGGUAAACAUGAGUGAGGUUUUGAUUUCAAAGUAGAAUAAAGUCAUUUCAACAAAUCUGGUCAAAUUUUGUCAUCAAUUAAAAUCAAACCUUACAAUCACAUGAUUGAGUGAAAUGGGUUUCUGAACUUGCAGUUUGGCUGAAAAAAUAGAUAAAAAUGAAUAAAAAACAAACAAUG
Molecule: messenger RNA, 1385 nt
Organism: Poeciliopsis prolifica (blackstripe livebearer)
Lineage: Eukaryota; Metazoa; Chordata; Actinopteri; Cyprinodontiformes; Poeciliidae
Product: guanylyl cyclase-activating protein 2-like
Exons: 4
Coding region: 121-666 (181 amino acids)
Biological process (GO): visual perception
Cellular component (GO): photoreceptor inner segment; cone photoreceptor outer segment
Molecular function (GO): calcium ion binding; calcium sensitive guanylate cyclase activator activity
Source: RefSeq, a predicted model, not a curated record